AUGUACCAAGGUCCUCCGCCAGGGAUGCAACCAGAGGGGUUUGGCCCGUACGGGCAGCCUGAGCCACCGAGUAACUUUCAGUUCUACCCCGGUGAGAUGCCGAUGUACCCGCCUGGUAUCCCCAUGUAUGGCGGGGACAUGCCCUUUCCCAGCGGGCCCAUGUAUGCUGAGGAUUGGGAGCCGCCCGUGCCACCGCUGUGCCGCAAGAGGUCUCUUUGCGGUCCGAUGACGGAGGAAGAACGAGGGAUUCACUUGCAAAACCGAGCUAUGCUGCAGAACGCAGGUGGGUCGGAGCCCCCGCCAAGAGAGGGCCUCGCGCGCAAGGGCAGCAUGUUUUCAAAAGGGUCACGCCAGAAUAGCCUGUCACGGUCGGCGAGCACCCGAGAUAUGAUCCUUGAUUCAUUUGCCUUGGAGUGCGAGGAGCGUGACAUGAUGAAGGAUUUUUACGGUGAAAUGGCAGGACGCAACGAUCGGUAUGAGUAUCGUGGGGCAAAAGCCGUGGGCUCGCGCAGGAAAGUGGAUGGCAAGGAUGUGGCCAUGCCUCGGGGCAAAGCAAAGCGCGGGGCAACGGGAUACGGCGGCGUGGCAAGCCAUCGCGAUGCCGUGAUGAAAGCAGGUGGUAAGUGGGGCAACUUGGGGAACUCGGGGCCAGGACAAGAGAUUAUGGGAAUGCCUCCUGAUCCGGCUAUGAUGGUUGACGUUAACCCUCCAGAGGAAGUGAUUGUAAUGAGUCAGAUGCCGAUGUCUGUCUAUACCGACGGCGAUGUUUUUGCUGGGGACCACUCGGAAGGACGACAAGACUGA
Molecule: messenger RNA, 804 nt
Organism: Trypanosoma conorhini
Lineage: Eukaryota; Euglenozoa; Kinetoplastea; Trypanosomatida; Trypanosomatidae
Exons: 1
Coding region: 1-804 (267 amino acids)
Source: RefSeq, a predicted model, not a curated record